Schistocerca gregaria is the source of this 2049-nucleotide messenger RNA. RefSeq lists its product as uncharacterized. The transcript is spliced from 3 exons. The coding region runs from base 313 to 1845 and encodes 510 amino acids. NCBI's taxonomy places the organism in Eukaryota, Metazoa, Arthropoda, Insecta, Orthoptera, Acrididae. Gene Ontology annotation, molecular function: protein binding. The record is from RefSeq and is a predicted model, not a curated record.
UAGUUAUCCUAAUUCGAACAACAGCAAACAAAUUUCGCAUCCUAGAGCAUUUCUUUAUAGUCUAUAGGUCUAGCGUACGAAGGGAUCUCUUUGUUGACAUAAUGUCUCAAGACAGUUUCUAUUCAGACAUCGAACUUGCCGCAUUGAGGGGCGACUUUGAGAAUUUUGAGCGCCUGUACAGAGAGGGAAACUAUGACCCCAACCACGUGUCGGAGAGCGGCAUGACCUUUCUUCAUUACUCAGCUGGCUGCACUUGUGAAGAAAAAGCACUUCCCAUCGUCAUGUUCCUGAUUGAGGAAAACGCCAAUCCUUAUGUGGAAGACGCCAACUUUGGAAGGCUUCCUUUUCACUACACAGGCCGCUGAAAAUGGACAUCACCAAAUCUUGGAUCUUUUCGUCAGACUGGGCGUUGACGUUAACGUCAAGGACAGAUUUGGCAUGUCCGCCCUAGAGAUUCUGGUUGAUGCUAAAAAAAACGCAGCAACCGUGUCGUGGCUCGUGAUUCGUGGAGCCAGGCUGACCAAAAAUAUUGAGCUGGAUCCUACCACGUUGUCGAUCGUGGGAUUUAGACCUAUUCCCAAGUGCAUCGAGCCGACUUCGGAUCUUGACAACGCGGGGGAAACAGACGGAAAGUCGGUUUCGGUCAGUUGGGAGCGGAAAGUGAAGGUCCCUGAUGGGAACGAUAUAUGUCUCAGUAUAGGGGAUAAGCUUCUCUAUACCAGGAAGACGCUUCUCACGGAAUACAGCGGCUAUUUUUCUAGAGUCCUACACGAGCUAUCUGAUAAGAAAAGCGUAUCCGUUCCCAUCUCUUACGAUAGCAUGUACUCCAUUCUGGAAUGGCUAUAUACCGGGGAGAUUAAGACAAAUGACAUGAAGCUUGCGUUCUGCAUAUGGAACGAUGCCAAUAACUUUGAGAUGACCGCGUUGGCGAAGUACACGCAAGUGAAGAAGUUGAUACCCUUGAUUCAGAGAAACUUUCCCAACGACGACGAAGAAUCUCGAGGAAUCAAGUUUCUAAAGUUCGUGUUUCAGGUAUUUUGGCGUUUUAUCAAUGUGAAGGACGCGAGAUACAUUGUGAGAUUUACUUCAGUGAUACUUCUUCAAAACAUAGCAGCCGUGUAUGCGUACUGCUGCAACGAGUGGAAUGAGGCUCAAUUGACGGAGUUCAUUGAGCUCCUCUAUGCCGCCGUUGAAGGUCUGGUUCAUCCGGGCGCAACCAUUGAAAUGCAGUACAAAUCUAUCAGGGCCAAGGACAUUAAGUUGUUAGAGAACAUCGAAUUCCCUCUAUUAGAGUUCACUCAAGACCAGAAAGCUGGUGCAUAUGACGAACAACAGUCUGACCCAAGUGGUCAGUCCCGAGCAGGGAUUUUUGAUUUCGCGACUGGCAUCUUCAAAUCGUUUCUCCAACUGCUUAAAGGAUACUCUUUGCCGAUGAACCUGCACCCUUCGGUCGAGGAGGGGGAGGCUGGACAGGCGGUUGCACGGCCUGACUUGGUUACGAUGCAAAUCAAGUCCUUUGAUCAAAACGAUGGCAAGGCGUAUCCCGUGGUGAAGUUCGUCGUUAGGAAGCCCAUCAAAUACUUUUGGACCGGAGAAAGAACCAUACAGCUUGAGGACGAUUCCUGGUGCAGAAUUAGUUCCGAGGACAAUGAGGAGGUUGUCAAGCAGGUUUUCCUCUACGACCUGGUACAAAAGAUAGAGAUCACUUCAGGGACGACCGUGUCAAUUUACUUCGGAAAGGGAGUAGAGGUGUAUUAUAUGAUGAGUAGGGAGGAUGCAGACAGGCUGGUACAGAUCAUCAACGAGCGUCGUAAUUCCAAACCGGUAGAGGUUAUUAGGAGAUAACAGCUGGACCAGGGUAGCGGAGGGCUCGUCGCGACCGCGCAUCCGUCUUUUAUGCAAAAACAGCACAGUUUCAUUGUGUGUGAAAGUGUGAAAAUGUGUUUCUCUGUUGUACAAAAAAUUGGAUAGACCUUUACGGAACAGAAGUGGGCGUCGUGCAGAUACAUAAAUUGUAUUUUGUUGAGUUUUUUGCGUGGCGGAUUGUGU